AUGCUUGUCCGCUCACCCCGUAAACUUGUAUUUCUCUCACUCGUCGCUUUCAUCUUCAUCCUCGCUGUCCUGCAACAAUCGCCGUGGGCAGCGUCCAAUGUCUACGAACAGCUUCCGUUGUUCCAGUCCCCAACCCCUCCGCAUGAGAAUGGAAGUGGUGAUGCCAGCGGGUCGAAGUCUUCAGAUGGCCCUGACAAGGCUAGAGUGGGCGGGAAACCGAGUGUGCCGUGGGCUAUAGACGGGGGUAAAACAAACCCAUUAGAUUUAGGUGUGCCGGAACCGAGACCAACGGAUUUGAAGGAGUAUAUGAAGAACAUGUUGAAUUGGACGAGGCCGACGUGGAAUGGGCACUGGCCGCCGUUUGGGGAUUAUGUUGAUAAGGAUUAUGAUCCUAAUCGGUGGGAGGAGUUCGAAAUGGACUACCGGCCGUAUAACGCGGGUCACGACAAGCUGAGCAAGACUGUAGCUUCCUCGCCCCAAGCUUACAAACCCUUUCCCGAGUAUAACAAUCGCGAGUGGGGGAAGAAAUGGAAAGGCACAUAUGUGGCGUGCAUGGGACCGAGAGGAAUGCGUCUGAAUGAAAGCGCAGAUGAUGAGGUUCAGGUCUAUUCCGGCGUUCCAGAGGGCUUCCCAAAGGUGUUUGCUGGCGGAUACGAUGUUAUCGGGUUAGACGGCAAUGUUUGCUUCGACCGGUACUCCCGAUACGGCCCGUAUGGAUUCGGAGACGAGGAGUUCCCCGAGGAUGUGAAGGACUGGAAGGCCCCAAAGACGGUUCCGGAAUGGACGGAGAUGAACUGGGGAAUGCUGCAAGAUGAGUGUCUGGAGUUGAACAAGAAUCGUUACCGUCCGGAGGCUAGAACACCAGUCGAUAAGCAACCGAGCACAACGCUUCCUCCUUCGGCCGUCGCGUCGUCAGCAUUCGCGACUCCUACGGGGACGAGCAGGGGGAAUGUUGAGAAUAGGAAUGCGAAGGGUCCGCAGUACCAUCAUCGGACGGCGGUCCUAAUUCGUGCGUGGACGGGAUACCAUUAUGAGGAGAACGAUAUAACGGCUAUUCGUGCUAUGAUCUCGGAGUUGUCUCUUCAAUCUGGUGGCGAAUAUCAGGUCUUUCUGUAUGUCCAUGUCAAGGAUCGCAACAAGCCCAUUUUUGACAACCCGGCUAUCUAUGACGAGGUUCUUCGAGAACAUGUUCCCGCGGAGCUGCGAGAUGUUGCUAUUCUAUGGUCAGAAGCGAUCUUCCCAAAAUGGUAUCCGGAGGUCAAAGACUGGCAAGUCUACUGGCAACAGUUCAUGUGCCUCCAGUGGUUCUCGCUAACACAUCCCGAAUUCGAUUAUAUCUGGAAUUGGGAAACGGAUGCCCGAUACACCGGCCAUCACUACCACUUCUUUGAGAAGAUUUCCGAAUUCGCAGACAUGCAGCCUCGCAAACUUCUCUGGGAACGCAACAAGCGCUAUUACCUCCCAUCCGUCCAUGGCUCGUACAAGAACUUCGUCGAGCAAACUCACGCUGACGUCCUCAACGCCUCUGCAAACUCCCUCAUCCCACCUCCAGUCUGGGGUCCUCGACCCUGGGCUCGCGCCGACCCCCCUCAGAAACCCCUCGGGCCCACACCUCCCACAUCAUUUGAGGACGAUGAAUUUAAAUGGGGCGUCAACGAACCCGCAGACUUCAUCACCCUUCUCCCUAUCUGGGACCCCCGCAACACAAGCUGGUCCUACAAAGAUAAAAUCUGGAACUAUCUCCCAGGCGUGCGCCCGGUCUUCACCCCGCAAGACGGCGCAGCGGACUGGUUCACGCACCCGGAUUUCAUCCACAUCGACCGUCGUGUCUUCAUCAACACCGUCGUCCGCUUCAGCAAACGCAUGCUGCAAGCCAUGCACGAAGAGAACUUAGUUGGAAGAAGCAUGCAAGCGGAAAUGUGGCCUUCGACCGUCGCCCUCCAACAUGGUCUCAAAGCCGUGUACGCACCACACCCGAUCUUCAACGACCGCCACUGGCCCGCUGCAUACUCUGAGGCCAUUUUUGACGCCCAUUCGACCAUCGAUAACUCUCGUUACGGUCCCGUUACCCCCAUCCAAGGAGCGUGGACGGAACAAGCGGAUUCUCCAUAUAAUCAUGAUCGCGAGUAUAAUUUCCAGGGCUGGAGUUGGUAUUACGCGAGUAAGUUCCCGAGGACGUUGUAUCGGCGGUGGUUGAAUUGGCAAGUGGCUAUGCAGGAUUGGGGGCAGGAGGAGAGGAUUGAGGGUGGGGAGGGGAUGGAUGGAGUGUGGCAGGAACGGAGGAUGUGCAUGCCGGCAAUGUUACUGCAUCCGGUUAAGAGGAUGGAGAGGGAGAAGGUUAAGCCGUGA
This is a messenger RNA of Lindgomyces ingoldianus, 2349 nucleotides long. RefSeq lists its product as uncharacterized. The record is from RefSeq and is a predicted model, not a curated record. Lineage: Eukaryota; Fungi; Ascomycota; Dothideomycetes; Pleosporales; Lindgomycetaceae. The coding region runs from base 1 to 2349 and encodes 782 amino acids. The transcript has 2 exons.